CAGUUCUGUUGGGUCUAUCUGGGAACAUUGUGUGUUUGGAAACCAACAGCACUUCAGAGUUUUAAAGGAUGCCAGCCUUUUUAAAGACAGUGAGGGGCUCAACAUAAACAAGAAGAAGAAGCGCAGCAUGCAGCUACUUGGAGAGUGUUGAUUGAAAACUUCGAUCUCCCCACCCCGUUCACGGUUGAUUCGACUGAUUUCUCACCUCGUUCACAGAGAAUAUUUCAAUUAAGGUCCCUUUAGAUGGAAUGUAAUACAGCAGAAGUCUUUUCAUCAAAAGGAUUAAUGCCCACAUUAUCAUUUCUGCCAUAAAACAGAAAGCCAAGUGGUGGAGGCCACAGACACCUCAAACCUGGAUUCCACAAUUCUACAUUAAGUGCUGGAGUUUUUAUUACUUGGCUGCAGGAAAGCCUUUGCCAAUGCUUACAAGGAACUGCUUAUCCCUGCUUCUCUGGGUCCUGUUUGAUGGAGGUCUCCUAACACCACUUCAACCACAGCCACAACAGUCUUUAGCCACAGAACCAGCAGAUAAUGUCAUCCACCUGCCUGGGCAGCGAUCACAUCUCCACCGAGUUAAACGUGGCUGGGUAUGGAAUCAAUUUUUUGUGCUGGAGGAAUACAUGGGCUCCGAGCCUCAGUAUGUGGGAAAGCUCCAUUCUGACUUAGAUAAGGGAGAGGGCACUGUGAAAUACACCCUCUCAGGAGAUGGCGCUGGCACCGUUUUUACCAUUGAUGAAACCACAGGGGACAUUCAUGCAAUAAGGAGCCUGGAUAGAGAAGAGAAACCUUUCUACACACUUCGUGCUCAGGCUGUGGACAUAGAAACCAGGAAGCCCCUGGAGCCGGAAUCAGAAUUCAUCAUCAAAGUGCAGGAUAUUAAUGAUAAUGAGCCAAAGUUUCUGGAUGGACCUUAUGUCGCUAGUGUCCCAGAAAUGUCUCCUGUGGGUGCAUAUGUGCUCCAGGUCAAGGCCACGGAUGCAGAUGACCCGACCUAUGGAAACAGUGCCAGAGUCGUUUAUAGCAUUCUUCAGGGACAACCUUAUUUCUCUAUUGACCCCAAGACAGGUGUCAUUAGAACAGCUUUGCCAAACAUGGACAGGGAAGUCAAAGAACAAUACCAAGUCCUCAUCCAAGCCAAGGAUAUGGGCGGACAACUGGGAGGGUUAGCCGGAACGACAAUAGUCAACAUCACCCUCACUGACGUCAAUGACAAUCCACCUCGAUUUCCCAAAAGCAUCUUCCAUCUGAAAGUUCCUGAGUCUUCUUCAAUUGGCUCAGCUAUUGGAAGAAUAAGAGCUGUGGAUCCCGAUUUUGGAAAAAAUGCAGAAAUUGAGUACAACAUUGUCCCAGGAGAUGGGGGAAAUUUGUUUGACAUUGUCACAGAUGAAGAUACACAAGAAGGAGUCAUCAAACUGAAAAAGCAGUUAGAUUUUGAAACAAAGAAGGCAUAUACUUUUAAAGUAGAAGCCUCCAACCUUCACCUUGACCACCGGUUUCACUCCGCGGGCCCUUUCAAAGACACAGCCACAGUGAAGAUCAGCGUGCUGGACGUGGAUGAGCCACCAGUUUUUAGCAAGCCGUUGUACACCAUGGAGGUUUACGAGGACACCCCAAUCGGGACCAUCAUUGGUGCUGUCACCGCCCAAGAUCUCGAUGUGGGCAGCAGUGCUGUUAGGUACUUCAUAGAUUGGAAGAGUGAUGGGGACAGCUACUUUACAAUAGAUGGAACGGAAGGAACCAUUGCCACUAAUGAAUUACUAGACAGAGAAAGCACGGCGCAGUAUAAUUUCUCCAUAAUUGCGAGUAAAGUUAGUAACCCAUUGUUAAGCAGCACAGUCAACAUAUUGAUUAAUGUCCUAGAUGUCAAUGAGUUUCCUCCAGAAAUAUCUGUGCCAUAUGAGACAGCUGUGUGUGAAAAUGCCAAACCAGGACAGAUAAUUCAGAUAGUCACUGCUGCAGACCGAGAUCUUUCACCUGCUGGGCAGCAAUUCUCUUUUAGAUUAUCACCUGAAGCUGCCAUCAAACCAAAUUUCACAGUCCAUGACUUCAGAAACAACACAGCUGGAAUUGAAACCCGAAGAAAUGGAUACAGCCGCAGGCAGCAAGAGUUGUACUUCCUCCCUGUUGUAAUAGAAGACAGCAGUUAUCCUGUCCAAAGCAGCACAAACACAAUGACUAUUCGAGUUUGUAGGUGUGACUCUGAUGGUACCAUCCUGUCUUGUAAUGUGGAAGCAAUUUUCCUACCCGUAGGACUCAGCACUGGGGCUCUGAUCGCAAUCCUACUGUGCAUUGUUAUACUCUUAGUCAUAGUUGUGCUGUAUGUAGCUCUGCGAAGGCAGAAGAAGAAAGACACCCUGAUGACCUCUAAAGAAGACAUCAGGGACAAUGUGAUCCACUACGACGAUGAGGGAGGCGGGGAGGAGGACACCCAGGCUUUUGACAUCGGUGCUCUGAGAAAUCCGAAGGUUAUUGAAGAUAACAAAAUUCGCAGGGAUAUAAAACCCGACUCUCUCUGUUUACCUCGUCCGAGACCUCCCAUGGAAGAUAACACGGACAUAAGGGAUUUCAUUAAUCAAAGGCUGCAGGAAAAUGAUGUGGACCCAGCCGCCCCACCAUAUGAUUCAUUGGCAACAUAUGCAUAUGAAGGAAAUGGGUCGGUAGCAGAUUCCCUGAGCUCCAUAGACUCCCUCACCACAGAAGCCGACCAGGACUACGACUAUCUGACCGACUGGGGACCCCGCUUUAAAGUCUUGGCAGAAAUGUUUGGCGAAGAAGAGAGUUAUAACCCUGAUAAAGUCACUUAGAGCAGCAGCGGAGGAUAAACCUCGACCAAAAGGAAGAACUGAAGGAAAAGACACAGAAACAGAAAUCCCACACACGUGCCCGCACGCACCCAACACACCAGGCUUUAUAGGACAAGAUUCCUCUUUCUGGUUUCUAGCAAGUUGCUAUAUUUAUCAUAUUGUCAGUUUUGGUUUAUUCUGCCAACACAAGAUAAAUCCUAUUAUAUGUA
Molecule: messenger RNA, 3013 nt
Organism: Manis javanica (Malayan pangolin)
Lineage: Eukaryota; Metazoa; Chordata; Mammalia; Pholidota; Manidae
Source: RefSeq, a predicted model, not a curated record